Molecule: messenger RNA, 5470 nt
Organism: Poeciliopsis prolifica (blackstripe livebearer)
Lineage: Eukaryota; Metazoa; Chordata; Actinopteri; Cyprinodontiformes; Poeciliidae
Product: rho-associated protein kinase 2-like
Exons: 35
Coding region: 339-4805 (1488 amino acids)
Biological process (GO): cortical actin cytoskeleton organization; mitotic cytokinesis; Rho protein signal transduction
Cellular component (GO): cytoskeleton; centrosome; cytoplasm
Molecular function (GO): Rho-dependent protein serine/threonine kinase activity; small GTPase binding; ATP binding
Source: RefSeq, a predicted model, not a curated record
CUGACGGGGCGCAUCUGUGACUAAAGAUCCCGUCUCUGAACGUCGAGACAUAGGGAUAUUCUCGCUCUCUCUUUUUUUUAGUCGCUUAAUGUUUUAUUAAUGAGAGAGAGAAAAAAAGUCGGGAGGUUUUAUUUUCUGUGGAUGAAUAAUUAACCUGACAACUCAAGCCCUCGUGCACAGAGGAGCAAUGACAUGAGAAGCUGAGCCACGGAUCGGCGCUCGCCUCCACCACCGGUAGAGAAAACAUAUAUAAUAUAUAUAUAAACUGCAGGUGUUUUGUUUUAGUUCGUCUUUUAGCUUUUUUUCGGCAUUUGAACUGGACGUAGUGGACUGUGACCAUGCUGGGAGCGGAGAGCAGAGUGGAGAGCCGGCUGAAGAAGCUGGAGUCCAUGGUGAAGAAUCCACUGUCGUCGCUUAACUUAUCAACGUUACUGGAUUCCAUGAAUGCCUUAGCUCAUGAUCUCAACUACCCAGUCCUGCGAAAGAACAAGAACAUUGAGGCAUUUCUGAACAGAUAUGAGAAGCUGGUGGAUGAACUGCGAGAGCUGCAGGUGAAGCUUGACGACUUUGAAAAAGUGAAGUUGAUUGGGAGAGGAGCCUAUGGUGAAGUACAGCUGGUCCGUCACAAGGCCUCGAAGAAGGUUUAUGCCAUGAAGCAGCUCAGUAAGUUUGAAAUGAUCAAAAGAUCAGAUUCGGCCUUCUUCUGGGAGGAGAGGCACAUCAUGGCAUUUUCCAACAGUCCCUGGAUUGUUCAGCUUUGCUGCGCUUUCCAAGAUGAUCAGAACCUCUACAUGGUGAUGGAGUUUAUGCCGGGCGGAGAUGUGGUCACGCUCACCAUAAACUACGACAUCCCCGAGAAGUGGGCUCGCUUCUACACGGCUGAGCUAGUGCUGGCACUGGAUGCCAUCCACUCUAUGGGCUUCAUCCACCGCGACAUUAAACCGGACAACAUGCUGCUGGACGGGCACGGACACCUCAAACUAGCCGAUUUUGGCACCUGCAUGAGGAUGAACUCGUCUGGUCUGGUGCACUGUGUGACAGCUGUAGGCACACCAGACUACAUCUCCCCUGAGGUGCUUCAGUCUCAAGGCGGUGAUGGGACCUACGGUCGGGAAUGUGACUGGUGGUCUGUUGGAGUUUCUCUGUAUGAAUUGCUUGUUGGCGAAACUCCAUUCUAUGCUGAGUCUCUCAUCGGAACGUAUGGGAAGAUCAUGAACCACCAUAACGCUCUGGUCUUUCCAGACGAUGUGGAGAUGUCUCAAAAUGCCAAAGAUCUCAUAAGUGCCUUUCUCACUGACAGGAAGGUUCGACUGGGCCGCACCGGAGUGGAUGAGAUCAAACGUCACCCCUUCUUCAAGGACGACCAGUGGACCUUUGACAACAUCCGUGACACUGUGGCUCCAGUGGUUCCAGAGCUGAACAGCGACAUAGACACCAGUAACUUUGAUGAAAUAGAGGUGGAAAAGGGAACUGCUGAGACUUUUCCUUCUCCCAGAGCCUUUGCGGGCAACCAGCUACCAUUUAUCGGCUUCACUUAUUUCAAGGAGGAUCAGCUCCUGAGUGGAACAGGCAGCAGCCCUGAGGAGGAUUCAGACAACUGCAAGGAAAACUGCAAGGACACAGAAAAUUCUCUGGAUAGCAAGAAAGAUCUGCAUAGAAAAGUUAAGCAGCUGGAGGAGCAGCUUGAUCAUGAGAUGCAGGCCAAAGAUGAACUGGAGCAGAAGUGCAAAAAUGCCACCAAUCGUUUAGACAAGCUGGUCAAUGAACUGGAUAAGGAGAUGAACAGUCGGCAGAAAAUGGAAGCCUCCAUGAGGCAGCUGGAGCGAGAGCGAGCCCUGCUGCAGCACCAGAGUGCGGAGAACCUCCGCAAGGUAGAAAUGGAAGCAGACAGAAAGCGCAUCCUGGAAAACGAAUUAAACAACUUAAGGGACCAAAUGGAGGACCUGAAGAAGAGGAACCAGCACUCACAAAUAUCUAAUGAGAAGAACUUCGAGCUGCAAAAGCAGCUCCAUGAAGCCAACGAUGCCCUGCAGGCCGAGCAUGAGGCGGUGGCUCGGCUGAAGAAGAGCCAGGCGGAGGCACAGAAACAAGCCCAGAGCCUCGAAGUCAGCCUCAGGGAGCUGGAGAAAAAGUGCAGCGGAUUGGAAGCGAGCAAGGCGGAGCAGGAGAAGCAGAUGAGGGGGCUGCAAGUCGAGCUGGAGGAGGAGAGGAGAGAACACAACAUCAGGACGGAGACCCUCGCUGACCUGCAGGGAACAAUUUUGGUCCUAGAAGACGAAGUGAAGGAGGUGAAAUCUUCUCUUUCCAAGGUCAAGAGUGAAAAAAAGGAACUACAGACAAAGCUAAACAAUCUCGAAAAGGAAAAGAACAACCGAGAGAUUGACCUAACGUUCCAGCUCAAGUCGCUCCAGCAGAGUCUGGAGCAGGAGGAGGCGGAGCAUAAGGCUACCAAAGCUAAACUCACAGAUAAAAGCAAAAUCUACAAAUCUAUCGAGGAGGCCAAAGCUGAGGCCUUAAAAGGGAUGGAGAGCACCCUGCAGGAGGAGCGCAACUUGAAGCUGCAGGUGGAAGAACAACUGCUGCAACUAAAGAAAGAGCACUCCAUGCUAGACUGUGAUCACAAGCAAGCAGAGCAAAAGCUGGAGGAGUUGCAGGCACAAAAGAAGAAACUUUCUGAAGAGGUGAUGGACCUCAACCACCGCCUGGAGCAGGAGACCCGCAAGCGAAGUUUGAGCCAGUCCGAUCUGAAAGCGCAGAAACAGCAGGUGUCGGCGCUCGCCUCCUCAGAGAAACAGCUCAAACAGGAACUCAACCAACUGCUGGACAUGAAGCAGAGCCUGGAGAAGCAGAACCAGGAGCUACGCAGGGAAAAGCAAGAGGCUGAUGGCCAGCUGAAGGAACUGAAGGACCAGCUGGAGGCAGAGCAGUAUUUCACAACCCUUUACAAGACACAGUUUCGUGAGCUGAAGAAUGAAUGUGAUGAGAAGAAUAAGAUGUAUAAAGAGGUGCAGCAGCAGCUGGCAGAAUACCAGGAGGAAAGGGAUUCUCUGGCAGCACAGCUGGAAAGCAGUUUGACCAAAGCGGAUUCUGAACAACUGGCUCGCUCCAUUGCCGAGGAGCAGUACUCGCUUCUGGAGAAGGAGAAGAUCAUGAAGGAGCUGGAGAUCAAGGACAUGAUGGCGAGACACAAACAGGAGCUGAGUGAGAAGGAGGCCACCAUCGGCUCGCUGGAGGAGUCCAACCGAACUUUGACAGUGGACGUGGCCAACCUGGCCAGUGAGAAAGAAGAGCUGAACAACCAGCUCAAAGACCUUCAGCAAGAACUGCAAAAAGCCAAAGAGUUGAAGGAGGAGCUGGAAAGUCUAAAAGUGACUUUUGAGAGACAAGUACAGACUGAAAGGACUCUGAAAAUUCAGGCUGUGAACAAGCUGGCCGAGGUGAUGAACCAGAAAAAGGAGAAGGGGCGAGGGGGCGUCCGAGCUGUCGACUCAGAGGUGCACAAGAAGGAGAAGGAGAACAGGAAGCUGCAGCUGGAGCUGAAAGCAGAGAGACAGAACCUUAACAGCAUCAUCUUCAAAUACCAGAAGGAGCUGGAUGACAUGCAGGCGAUGAUGAUCGAAGAGACCCACAUGCGCCAGGACCUGCAGAUGGCUCUGGAUAGUAAAGACAGCGACAUCGAGCGGCUUCGGUGUCAGAUUACGUCCCUUAGUGUUCACUCUCUGGACUCCACCAGCAUCAGCAGCAUCAACGAUUUGGAAAUGGCGGACGGAUUCCCAGUGAGCAUUACUCACUCUCACACCGCCGAGUCAAUGUCCUUCACCUACCAGCGCACGCACAAAUCUGUCCGCGUUGACACUCGGCCCAACCUUCACUUAACCCGGGCUCUGUUUGACUCUGAGUCCGAAGAUGAGGAAGAAGACAAAGAGCCUAAGGAGCAUUGGCAGCGCCCUCUGGCUCUGACCUAUCUGCCGUCCCGUGAGCCAGAAGCUGGAGAUUCCAGGCUGGAGGACUGGAUCUCACUUCCUUCCAAAAACACAAAGCGAUUUGGCUGGGACAAAAAAUAUGUGGUCAUAAGCAGUAAGAAAAUCUUGUUUUACAACAGUCAGAUGGACCAAGAACAAGCUAACCCGUUCAUGACCCUGGACAUCGAUAAGCUAUUUCACGUUCGACCCAUCACUCAAACUGACUGUUACCGAGCAGACGUCAAAGAAAUCCCUAGAAUAUUCCAGCUCUUGUAUGCCAAAGAGGGUGAGAGCAAACGUGACCAGGAGGCGGUGGAGGAUCCCGCACCUUGCGAACGAUCCAACUACAUUAUGCACAAAGGUCAUGAGUUCAUCAGCACCAUGUACCACUUGCCCUGCAGCUGUGAGGCUUGCGUCCGGCCCCUGUGGAAUGUCUUCAAACCUCCGGCGGCCCUCGAGUGUCGCUGCUGCCAUACCAAGUACCACAAAGACCAUCUGGACAAGAAAGAAGACGUUAUUGCUCCAUGCAAAGUGAACUACGAUAUGUCCACUGCCAAAGAGCUGCUGCUGCUGACCAGCUCCCAGACGGAACAACAGCGUUGGGUCAAUCACCUCCUCAAGCGCAUCCCGAAGAAAAAUCCAACACUAAGUCCUCCGCCGGUAGCAGGGAACAGCCCCGAUCAGUACCUGCCACGCUCCUCUCCUCACGUGUCGCCGGAGUCUUCCCCCAAGGUCUCUCCUCGCCUGUCCCACCGCCGCGCCAUGAAAAAACCGUCCGCCAGACAGCCGCAGACAUCAGACAAGUCCAGCACUGGCCCUAUGCUCCGCAUCAUUCUCCACUGACCCCUGAACUCCUCACCUCUGACCCCACAUUUCUAAAAUCUCUCACACUUGGAGACUGCUGCUUGAGUUAGACCUGAAAGACUGGAGUUGGUCGAUCGAUGAUGAUGAUGAUAUUUUCUUCUGAAAUCGCAGAGUCAGAGGUUAACCCCGGCUGUGUUUUCAUCCAUGUGGAUUGUAUGGACCCAGUUGCCUGCACAUGAAGAGUAAAGGGGGGGGAAGCCUGAAAAUAAUAGCGAAACACAUGACAGAGAUUCAGAUUAACUGGCUGUUGUCAUGAGAACUGGGAUGGUUUUUGUCAUUUUUGAUGAGAGGAAACUCAACCACAUCUUCAUAAUGAGACGGCCUUUUUUAUAUUCACCGAUGGACUCAUUCAAAAUCAUUUGUGACAUGUUCUGCUUCUUUAUGAACACUAAAAGCAGACCUGAUAUUAUAUGAUUGUUACAUUUUUAUGGGUAUUGCAGGGGCAUAUUAUAUAGGGUAUCCUGUAAAUGUAUGAACAGAGUUUUAGAGAGGGAGGGCUUACCCUUUUUGAGCCUUAAUGUCCUGGACUUGUUUUAUCACACUAAAUAUAGCCAUCACAGCAUUAUGGAAUAAUGUGAAAUGUAUUUCUUCUUUCAGUUCAGUAUUCAGGACAUUAAAAAGAAAACAUACAAAACUUACAAGGA